AUCCUCUCAGCCACCCUCCGAUGGGCGCCGCCGCCAUGGCCGGCGUCGACGCCGACGCCGACGACUUCGUCUCGCCGUCGUCAUCGGCGCCUCCCGCCCCGCGAGCGCGGGCCGACGGAGGCGUGUACCAUGUGGGCGGCGUGCCGGUGGAGUUCCCCUACAAGCCCUACGGGACGCAGCUGGCGUUCAUGGGGCGGGUCAUCGCCACGCUCGACCGCGCGCGGCGGCAGGGGCAGUCGCACGCGCUCCUCGAGUCUCCCACCGGCACCGGCAAGUCCCUCUCCCUCCUCUGCUCCGCGCUCGCCUGGCAGCGGCACUACCCGCUCCGCUCCCCACCCACCGCGCCCGCCACUGCCCCCGACCCGUUCCUCCACGGCGGAGGAUUCGUCGCCGACGAUACCCAGCCGCAGGCGACGCCGGUCAUCCCAGAGAAGGCGGCCAAGAAAAAGAACGCUCCGACCAUCUAUUACGCGACGAGGACGCACGCGCAGAUAACCCAGGUUGUCCGGGAGUACCGCAAGACGUCGUACCGAGUGCGCAUGGCCAUCUUGGCCUCAAGGAAGCAUUACUGCAUAAAUAAGCUUGCUUGCAUGAGUGACAACAUUGAUGAGCAAUGCAAGUUGCUGCUAGACGACAAUGUUCAAGGUUCCUCAUGCUCAGAAUUCAAGAAUGCUCAGAAGCUAAGUCGACAUCCAUCCCUUCAGAUUGGUGGCUGCUAUGAAGUUCAUGAUAUUGAGGAUCUUGUCAGGGUUGGCCAGAAAGUGAAGGGAUGUCCAUACUUUGCUGCACAACACAUGGCAGAAGCAGCACAGCUGGUUUUCUGCCCAUAUAAUUACCUGAUUAGUCCGAUUGUCAGGAGGGCAAUGGACAUUGAUAUCAGUGGCUCAAUCAUUAUUCUUGAUGAGGCACACAACAUAGAAGAUACAGCACGUGAUGCUGGAAGUGUUGAUGUCGAUGAAGAAUCACUUUACUUAUUGCAGGCAGAACUACAAAACUUGGCCACUGAUGAGGCUGCUGCAAUGAUAUACCAACCCCUACAUGAUGUUAUUCAGGGUCUUAUGGGUUGGAUUUCUGAGCGGGAGGACAAUCUGCAGAAUCAUGAGUUUGGACAUCCCGCUUCAUAUUGGACUGGUGAAAAGGCUAUGAAAGAACUCGAGCGGGCUGGUAUUACUCCAACACACUUCUCGGUAUUGCAAGAAUGUGCAACAAAGGCAGUUAAAGCUGCUUCCGAUACUGAAUCAGAUGGAUCACACUUAAGUGGUGGUCGUGCUAUGACACUAGAGAGUCUAUUCUCUUCAUUGAGUUACUUUUUUGCUAAUAAUGGGCGUAAUUCAUGUGAUUAUCAACUUGCUUUGCAGCGUUUUGUUAAAAAGGAAGGCAAGGAUGAAAUUUCUUCAAAAUGCACAAUGAGUUUAUGGUGUCUCAAUCCUGCUGUUGUCUUUCGAGAAAUUGCGGAUCUAACCCUUUCAGUAAUUCUGACAUCUGGCACACUUUCACCAAUGGGUUCAUUUGCAUCUGAACUUGGUGUCCAGUUUGAGGCUUGCCUGGAAGCUCCUCAUGUAAUUAAUGUCGAUUCUCAGGUUUUUGCAGCUGUUCUAUCAUCUGGUCCAACAAGACGGAAAUUGAAUGCUAGCUAUAAAACUGCAGACAAUUCUUCUUUCCAGGAUGAACUUGGAACUUCACUAGAAGAAAUAUGCAGAAUUGUGCCUGGUGGUGCUCUAGUGUUUUUUCCUAGCUAUAAGUUGUUGGACAAAUUACAAGUGCGCUGGUCUCAAACAGGUCAAUGGGCACGGCUUAAUGCUCAAAAACAUGUGUUCGUUGAGCCCAAGGGAAGUACCGAGGAACUUGAGCCUGUUUUAAAAGGGUACUAUGAUGCUAUCCUUGGUAAGGCUCCUGUCAAGAAAGGCAGAGGUGGUGCAAAACAGAUAGUGAAGAAUCGAUUGGCAAAGAAUUCGUCACAGGAAUCUGCAAAAGCAGGAGCCGCUCUUCUUGCAGUUUGUCGUGGGAAGGUAUCUGAAGGGAUUGACUUCUCUGAUGACAAUGCUAGAGUUGUGGUUAUUGUUGGCAUUCCAUUUCCAAAUAUAAAUGAUGUUCAAGUAAAGCUGAAAAAGAGAUAUAAUGAUUCAUUCAAAUCAUCAAAAUGUUUGUUGAGUGGGAGCGAAUGGUACUGCCAUCAAGCAUUUCGUGCUUUGAAUCAAGCUGCAGGCCGAUGCAUUCGUCAUAAAUCUGACUAUGGAGGCAUAAUUUUGAUUGAUGAGCGAUAUAAUGAGGACAGAAAUCUCGUUUACAUUUCCAAAUGGCUAAGGAAUGCAAUCAAGAAGUAUGAUAGCUUUCAGGAUACAAUAGAUGGGUUGCAAAGGUUCUUUCAAAAUGCUGAGGAAAAAAUAAAAAUCAAAGAUCGUGACAUGUUUCCCAAGAUUAAGUUGGAAUCCGAAGCACUUUCAUCACUCAGUGAUAAAAGAAAGCUGCCAUGGCCAGAAUUAAGUUUGUCAAACCACUCAGCACUGCAAAAGAAUCAGAAGAUAAAGACUGAAUGUCUUAGUCAGAAAGUUCCAAACAUUGAUGGAGUGGCAGCAGACCAAAAAAAGGUGGGUAUGUGUUAUACAUCGCCAGAAGUAUCAAAAAUCUCGUCGAGAUCUUCUCUUUUAGUAAAGAAAGAGAUCUCUCCGACUCCCAACAGUCCUCGAAUGGCAUACCAACUGCCUGCCUGCAAAGUUCAAUCUGAUUCCGAAGGUGUAGCUGAUACUGAGGCAAACUAUGAAGUCAAAACAGAAGUUAUCAAUUUUGAAGAGGAUGAUUUUAAGCCUCGGUAUAAGAUGACAAUCUUAAGUCCAUUAGAAGGCAGGUCACCACAGUCUCCUCCAGUUGAGGAAAUUUCUCCAGUGGCUAGCCCCAGCAACUAUUCUGAGGUAAACAUCUCAGUGGGGAUCAACAAUCGAAAUCUUUCUUGUCUAUCCACAUCAGCAGCUACUCCUGAAAGAGCCACCUACAGAGACUGUCAUGAGACUUUCAUCAACAGAAGUGUAAAUUCUCACUGUGAGAAAAAGAGAAGGUUGAGAUCCCCAAUGAGCUGUUGCACUUACUCGGAUCAUUCUAAUUCUGCAAGCAAAUCACACUGCCGUACUGAUUAUGCUGUUAACAUAGUGCAUGCGGAUCUUAAUAGAAAUGCUGAACUGUGUUGUAAGAAUAUGAGCAUGUCAAGAUGUGAAAAUGUUGAGCUUGAAAGAAACUACAGGGCAGAAGAGGUCUCAGAAAAGAUGCCUAUGCAAAAAAAGCUUCUCAUUAGUUGCAUUAGAUGCAAAACAGCUCUUGGUUUAGAACAAGAUGAGCUUCUUGUUACUUGUUCACAGUCUUCAUCAUCAAAAUUUUACUUGGCAUUUCUUUUGAGACAUGGACUAUCAACUAUUGGCUUCCCAGAGGAUGGUUUUCAAGCAUCAACUCCAGCAGAGAUAGAACUAUUAGAAUGCGAUGCUUCUUCACUCAACCAGAAUUUCUUUGGCAAAUUUAGCAGCCAGGGUUCAUGUCAUUCUGGUGUAUGGUCUGCAAAGGAUGGAUGCGUGUACAAGGCAGUAACCUGUCCUUUCUGCUUUUCUGAAAACACAUGUGCCACGAUCCUCGGUGUGCAAGUUCUUGCAACUGAUAAACCAAAUCAACAAUUGGUGGAAAAGGUGCUCUUGUUCAGUGAGCGUUUGGAUGUCAAGCCUGAGCCAUCUAAGAGACAGGCUUCAAAGACCUGGAGAAAUUCUAGUAACUCCAUCUCACCGCCACCAGUAAUGGACCUCGAGUCUUUUGCAUAUAAGCCAUUGAAGAAGGAUCCAGUACCGCUGAACUCAAGAAGGUCCAAGCUAAGGUUACCUUCCACGAACAAACCCACAACUGGUACAUGAUAUGGAAGGUCCAUAAGAUGAGGCAGCUACGAUCUUUGCUACAAAACAUUGGGAAGAACUUUGUUCUGCGAAACGCAGCUUGCAGGGAGAAGAUGCAGAUAUCACCUUGCCAUGGGGAUGCAAACAUCUACAUGGAUUAGAGCAGUCGUUCCCUGAGCUGAAUCAGGGCGUAAAAUGCAUGGCCUGGCAGUAGGAAUAGGAUGCUGGUUUUUUUUUAGAAAAUGUACAUACACAAUUGACGAUGCCUCCCAGUGUACAUUUAUAAACAUUUUCUCAUUUCAAGAA
Messenger RNA from Panicum hallii, 4172 nucleotides. Its product is annotated as Fanconi anemia group J protein homolog. Bases 21 to 3887 code for a protein of 1288 amino acids. Gene Ontology annotation, cellular component: nucleus. Lineage: Eukaryota; Viridiplantae; Streptophyta; Magnoliopsida; Poales; Poaceae. Gene Ontology annotation, biological process: double-strand break repair involved in meiotic recombination; nucleotide-excision repair. The transcript is spliced from 28 exons. Gene Ontology annotation, molecular function: hydrolase activity, acting on acid anhydrides, in phosphorus-containing anhydrides; DNA helicase activity; DNA binding. The record is from RefSeq and is a predicted model, not a curated record.